AGGGUUUUCCGCAGAAUGGAUAAAGACGGAAGCAAACAACUUAACAAAGAAGAGUUUUACGCGGGCAUCAAAGAAACUGGAUUGGACAUAAGCCAUGAGGAUGCAGAGAAAUUGUUCGCUCAGUUCGACACAACCAACAACGGUUCCAUCAGUGUCGAUGAAUUUAUUAAAGAGAUUCGUCCUCCGAUGAAUGACGGCCGCCGUGCUAUAGUCGAACGGGCGUUCAGGAAAUUGGAUAAAACUGGAGAUGGGGUCAUUGCCACAGAAGAUCUCCGUGGUGUUUACUCGAGCGAUGCAAACCCAAGGUACAAGAGCGGUGAAGAGACCGAAGAACUGCUCAUUGGAAAAUUCCUAGCUAACUUUGAGAGCGAGGGCACCGUUGAUGGCAAGGUAACACUUGAGGAGUUCAUGAACUACUACAGCGGCAUCAGCGUGUCCAUGGAGGACGACUGCUACUUUGAUCUUGUAAUGCGGCAGGCCUACAAGCUCUAGAGAUCAGACCAGAAGCAUGGACCUAAAAUACCAAAUUAACAUCGCUAAGACAAAGACUGU
Molecule: messenger RNA, 552 nt
Organism: Cydia splendana
Lineage: Eukaryota; Metazoa; Arthropoda; Insecta; Lepidoptera; Tortricidae
Product: calcyphosin-like protein
Exons: 5
Coding region: 16-492 (158 amino acids)
Molecular function (GO): calcium ion binding
Source: RefSeq, a predicted model, not a curated record